Messenger RNA from Fulmarus glacialis (Northern fulmar), 1470 nucleotides. It is a transcript of the gene SELENON, whose product is annotated as selenoprotein N, 1. Gene Ontology annotation, cellular component: endoplasmic reticulum membrane. The record is from RefSeq and is a predicted model, not a curated record. NCBI's taxonomy places the organism in Eukaryota, Metazoa, Chordata, Aves, Procellariiformes, Procellariidae. Gene Ontology annotation, biological process: calcium ion homeostasis; skeletal muscle fiber development.
GAACUGGCACUGAAGUCUUUGGGAAGUGAGGGGCUGUUUCUCUUUUCUUCUCUGGACACAAACAACGAUCUGUACCUCAGUCCGGAAGAGUUCAAGCCGAUAGCUGAGAAGCUCACGGGGGUUGCUCCCAUCUCAGAAUUUGAAGAGGAGGAGACGCCUGAUCCAAGCGGGGAGACGUUGUCUGUUGUGGCUAAAUUCCAGCCUUUGGUCAUGGAAACGAUGACGAAGAGCAAAGAUGGUUUUUUGGGAAUUUCUCAUGUCGCUCUGUCUGGGCUGAGGAAUUGGACUGCCCCAGCAGCCCCUGUGAGCGUGAUGCUUGCCAGACAGUUUAAAGCCUUUCUUCCUCCAAAGAAUAAACUGGAUCUUGGGGAUCCGUGGUGGAUAAUUCCUAGUGAAUUGAACAUCUUCACUGGGUAUCUUUCCAACAACAGAUUUUACCCUCCACCUCCCAAGGGCAAAGAGAUCAUAAUCCACAGGCUUUUGAGCAUGUUCCACCCACGCCCCUUCGUAAAAACCCGCUUUGCUCCCCAAGGAGCUGUGGCCUGCAUCCAAGCCAUCAGCACCUUCUACUACACCAUAGCAUUCAGGAUCCACGCUGAGUUCCAGCUGAACGAGCCACCAGACUUCCCCUUCUGGUUUUCCCCAGGCCAGUUCACAGGUCACAUCAUCCUCUCCAAGGAUUCUUCCCAUGUCCGAGAGUUUAAGCUCUUUGUCCCUAACAACAGGUCUCUGAACGUUGAUAUGGAGUGGCUGUAUGGGGCGAGUGAAAGCAGCAACAUGGAAGUGGAUAUCGGUUACCUGCCGCAGAUGGAACUGGAAUCGACAGGGCCUUCAAUCCCCUCUGUGAUCCAUGAUGAGAACGGAAAUGUGAUUGACAGCAGGGAUCCUUCAGGGGAGCCCAUUCAGUUUGUGUUCGAAGAGAUAACCUGGCAGCAGGAAAUCCCCUGGGAAGAGGCAGCCCAGAAGCUGGAAGUGGCCAUGUAUCCAUUUAAGAAGGUCUCCUAUCUUCCCUUCACACAAGCUUUUGAGAGAGCAAAAGCAGAAAAGAAGCUGGUGCACUCGAUCCUGCUGUGGGGUGCCCUGGACGACCAGUCCUGCUGAGGUUCGGGGCGAACUCUCCGGGAGACUGUCCUGGAAAGUUCGCCCACUAGCUUCAUUAGCAGCUGGUCGCUGGUGAAGGAGCUGGAAGAGCUGCAGACCAACAGAGAGAAUGAGUUCUACAGCAAGCUGGCUGACCUGCACCUGGAGAAAUACAACUUCCCCGUGGAGAUGAUCAUCUGCCUCCCCAAUGGCACGGUGGUUCACCAUAUCAAUGCCAAUUACUUCCUGGACAUUACUUCUAUGAAGCCUGAAGAUGUUGAAAGUAGCAUCUUUAGUUUCUCAACCAAUUUUGAAGACCCUUCUACUGCAACUUACCUCCAGUUCCUGAAGGAAGGACUGCAAAGAGCAAAACCGUACCUGCAGACCUAA